This is a messenger RNA of Colletotrichum karsti, 2445 nucleotides long. Its product is annotated as fungal tRNA ligase adenylyltransferase. Bases 1 to 2445 code for a protein of 814 amino acids. The transcript is spliced from 2 exons. Gene Ontology annotation, molecular function: ATP binding; phosphoric diester hydrolase activity; RNA ligase (ATP) activity. NCBI's taxonomy places the organism in Eukaryota, Fungi, Ascomycota, Sordariomycetes, Glomerellales, Glomerellaceae. Gene Ontology annotation, cellular component: nuclear inner membrane. The record is from RefSeq and is a predicted model, not a curated record. Gene Ontology annotation, biological process: tRNA splicing, via endonucleolytic cleavage and ligation.
AUGGCUACAGCAGCAACAACAGCCGAGGCGGUAAUGCCCAAGGCUCCCUACAUCGCCCAAGAUGUCCAGCAGGUGGCAGGUAUGGUUCGUGCCCUGGAGAAAGCCACAAAGAAGGGAGCCGCCAGCUUCUCCUGCAAAAAGAACACCUUCGACGUCAAGAACUCCCAGGAUGGCAUCAAGGUGGACUCAUGGAAGAUGCAGGAGUGGGACUACAAGAAGCGCGAUUUGCCCACAUACGCCCGCGGCCUCUUCACAACAAGGAACCGCCACAACGAGCCAGAGAUUGUCACCCGUGGAUAUGACAAGUUCUUCAACGUGGAGGAGGUGCAUGAUACAAAGUGGGACAACAUCCUGAAGAGGACAAAGGGCCCUUACGAGCUCACCCUCAAGGAGAAUGGCUGCAUCAUCUUCAUCUCUGGCCUGGAGGACGGAACACUGCUCGUUUGCAGCAAGCACUCCACUGGAGACCGCGCAGAUGCCGAGCUCAGCCAUGCCACUGCUGGUGAGCGUCUAUUGGAGAAGCAGCUUGCGGCCAUUGGCAAGACGAAGGAGGACCUGGCCCAGGAGUUGAGGAAUCGCAAUGCCACCGCCGUGGCCGAGCUCUGCGACGACUCCUUUGAGGAGCACAUCCUCGAGUACGGCCCGGACAAGGCCGGUCUGUACAUCCACGGAAUCAACCUGAACCUCCCAGAGUUCGCGACCUACCCCAGUGCCGUCGUCCAGAGCUUUGGUGAUACGUGGGGUUUCAAGCAGGUGGGCUUGAUCCUGAUGGACGACAUCAACGAGGUCAAGAAGUUUCUCGAGGAGGUGGCAGAGACCGGAGCCCACGGCGGCCGCGACGUCGAGGGCUUCGUCAUCCGCUGCAAGGAGAGCUACAAGCCAGAGUCGGUGCCCUACCGCGACUGGUUCUUCAAGUACAAGUUCGAGGAGCCCUAUCUCAUGUACCGCCAGUGGAGAGAGUGCACAAAGGCCAUGAUCUCCGGUCGCCCGCCCAAGUACAAGAAGCACGUAAAGAUUACCGAGGAGUACCUUCUCUACGCCCGCCGCCGCCUUCAGGCAGACCCCAAGCUCGGCCAGCUAUACAACCAGAACCACGGCAUCAUCGCCCUGCGCAACGACUUCCUCGCCUUCAAGAACAUGAAGGGCUCCGACGCUGCUAACCUCGAGCUCGACGAGCCGUCCAAUGUGGACGCCGACGUCACCCGCGAUGUCAUCCUCUGCCCCAUCGCGACCAUCGGCUGCGGCAAGACGACCAUCGCCGUCGCCCUGACGCAUCUCUUCCAGUGGGGCCACGUCCAGAACGACAACAUCUCCGGCAAGGGCCGCCCUCCCCGCUUCGUCAAGGCCGUUCUCGACCAGUUGCAGGAAACCCCCGUCGUCGUCGCGGACCGCAACAACGCCCAGAAGCACGAGCGCAAGCAGCUCCUCACCGACGUCAAGAUCCAGCACAAGACGGCCCGCCUCGUCGCCCUCCACUUCGACCACGACGACAACAACGUCGACGAGGUCCGCAGGAUCACCCAGGAGCGCGUCCUCGCCCGCGGCGACAACCACCAGACCAUCCACGCCGCGACCGACGCGAACAAGUUCCUCGGCGUGAUGGAGGGCUUCGUCUCCCGCUUCGAGCCCAUCUCCGCCUUCUCCCCGCCCGACAACGGCUUCGACAACGUCAUCCACCUCGACCCCACCGCCGGAAGCCGCGUGAACCUCGAAAAGGUCAUCAACGAGCUGCACCGCAUGUACCCCAACCUGCUGCCCGAGGUCCCUUCCGCCGAGCGCCUCGACCAGGCGAUACAGUCGGCCUUCAUCGAGUACAAGCCCGAGUUCAAGCACAACAUCCCCGACCGCGGGCCCCGCAAGCAGCCCCAGCAGCAGCAGCAGCCUAAGAAGCAGAAGAAGAAGCCCCUCGAGUACAUGUCUGUCGACGUCCCCGCCCAGGAGGUCCGCGGCGUCCUCGACGGCGCCUUCAAGAAGGCCGGCAUGCCCGCCUCGCGCUUCUACACGCAGCUCGUCCAGACGCGCCGCGUGCAGCCCAAGUUCCACGUCACGCUGAUGCACCGCGCCAGCCUGAAGGAGCACGCGGAGCUGUGGCAGCGCUACAGCGCCAUCCACGCCGAGGCGGAGAAGUCGGUCGAGCACCAGCACCAGCCCCAAAUCCCUCCCGUGGGCGAGUGCGGCGUUGAGAUGGAGAGGGUGGUAUUCGACGACCGCGUCAUGGCCAUCGUCGUGCGCCUGGUUGACGAGACGGAGCGGUGGCAGUGCGUCAACGCCGUCGCGCACAUCACCGUCGGCACCCGCGACGACAACGUCAAGCCCAAGGAGAGCAACGACUUGCUCGCGCGCUGGCUCGAGAACGGCACGGGCGAGGGAACGGGUGUCAGCGAGGUCGUCUUCGACAACAAGCCCAGCCUGCAGGGAACUGUCAGGGGUGUCCUUUCUAGAUAG